AUGUCUCAACCACCCAUGAACACUCAGUCCAACGAUACAACUCGCUAUAGCCAUCUUCCCCCGGCUAUUCGACAGUGGAUACACAACAUCGGUAGAACACCCAGUGCAGCAACCAUUCGACGCGAGUGUUAUCGCCGCCGCGUCGGCAUUGGAAGCCAGCCAUGCCAUCUCAACUCGAACAACCUUCAUUCCGAUUUCUGCAGCAACGUUAACGAUCGAAGAGCGGUGUGGUCAGACUUUGUGCUAGACAUGGACGACUUGGUCGCUUCGGUUUCUCGAGCGACUGACACUAUCUUCAUUGGUUUUGCAGUUCGCCCGGACUGGGAUCUUUCAACGCAGCUCGAUGCUCAACGCAUCGACGUCAAGACGUUCACCAGCUAUCACCACAACUCGAAUGCCAACCUUCAAAGGGUCGUCGCCCAGCUCCGAGAUACCAUCCGCCAAGAGGUAGCAUACGAGCACAUACGGACUUUCGGCCAGCGACUACAUACCGUAACGCCUGGAACUGGGUACGUCGUCAUUGAUGGGCGUCCUCAGAUACCGGAUGUUGUCACUGCAGUCCCAGCUCAUCCUCUCUCGUCGACCUCCCACACGCAACCACUGCCUAUCACAGCACGGUCGACCUCUGCUCCCAUCGCUAGCUCCUCCUCCCAACCGGCUCCCUCGUCCUCUCGACCAACGUUGGCCGUUUCCCCACCCUCUGCCUCUCGCACCAAGCCCUCUGCUACCCAACCACCAUCCUCUUCAGCCCCAGCCCGCCCGGCCGCUACUCCCUCUACUCAGCGUCAAGUCAACCCUCCUGGUCCUCCUCCUGAGCUCUCUCUGCAGAGUGCUGUCAAGACUUCGGCGAAACCAGCUGCUUCCCGAUCAACUCACGCCCCUCGUCCGACAUCGCCUGUUACCACCCUUCCAUCUUCGAUGAAGUCCCACAGCAAGAGAUCAUCUAUUCCUCCGGCCGCCCAGCCACCUGCUCCUUCGACUCCUGCUCCUUCGACUCCCGCUACGUCGCGCACUGUUACGUCGACGACCCUCUCAAGCGUGUCGACUAUGGUAUCAUCAGAGGGCGGCCGAUCUCCACGCAGGGUGGUCUCUGUAAAAGAGAGAUGCGAGUUUGUCAAAGAGAGGGACUGGGAAACUGGGUAUUAUUCUUACGACGAGGACGACAUUAUCACUAUCUCCGAUGGCACAGCGUCCUUGCCGCCCAACUCGCCCUCGCCAUUGCCAGUCAAAAUACCCCUUCCCCUCACAAGUUCCUCAAAGAGCAAGGGUAAACGCAAGGCUGAGUCGUCGACUGGGGGUGAAGCUUCAUUAGCCCCUAUGUCGAAAGUUGAUGAUCUGUUGGCGGUUUCCAGGGUCGCCCGCUUCGCUUCCGAGCUCGGGCUUGACGACACGGCCAAGGCACGGCUCCGUUCAGCGCUCGCUUUCAAGGAUGCCCUGUGGACGCCUCUGUUCAUGGAGGCUGGUCUGAAUCAUAAGGAGGCAAAGGACCUGUACUACAAGAUAACGGGCGAGUCGUACUAG
Coniophora puteana RWD-64-598 SS2 is the source of this 1521-nucleotide messenger RNA. RefSeq lists its product as uncharacterized. The transcript is spliced from 2 exons. The record is from RefSeq and is a predicted model, not a curated record. Bases 1 to 1521 code for a protein of 506 amino acids. Lineage: Eukaryota; Fungi; Basidiomycota; Agaricomycetes; Boletales; Coniophoraceae.